Molecule: messenger RNA, 1105 nt
Organism: Aspergillus caelatus
Lineage: Eukaryota; Fungi; Ascomycota; Eurotiomycetes; Eurotiales; Aspergillaceae
Exons: 2
Coding region: 96-1088 (330 amino acids)
Biological process (GO): secondary metabolic process
Source: RefSeq, a predicted model, not a curated record
UUACCCGGGGGAUUUGAACACUGUCCACCUCAUUUCCACAUCGUACAUCGUCAACACCAUCUCGUUAUCCCUACCAAGCACUGCCUCACGCGAUCAUGACGAGUCUCAAUCUUGUCCGUCAGGCAAAUGCCACCGUUCGGAAGCAACGGCCCAAAAUGGUGGCUGUAUUUGUAGGGGGAACAAGUGGGAUUGGAGAGGCGACGGCAAAGGAGCUAGCAAAAACAGUACAUGCACCUACAGUUUACAUCGUCGGUCGCAACCAAGAGGCUGGCUCUCGUAUCCUGGCCGACUGUCAGGGUUUGAAUCCCCACGGCACGUACAGAUUUAUCAAGUCGGAUGUGUCGCUUCUCCGUGAGGUUGACACGGCUUGUCAAGAGAUCCAGAGCAAGGAAGCUGCCGUGGACCUUCUCUUCAUGACGCCGGGCCACCUGGCAACUCGGAAAAAUAACACGGCGGAGGGACUAGACGAUAACCAUGUGCUCCGAUACUACGCCAGAAUGCGAUUCAUCCAAAACCUGAUACCUCAGUUACAAGCCGCCGAGCUUCCCGCGCGUGUUCUUACGAUUCUUGCCGCCGGAAAGGAGGGUGAGAUUGAUGAAAGCAAUUUCGAUCUUCAGGCAAAUUGGUCCUUCGGUACUGCCGCUGUCUAUGGAGCAACUCUGAAUUCCUUAGCGAUAGAGUAUCUGGCUUCGCAGUAUACCUCUAUUAGCUUUAUCCACGUCUUCCCAGGACUGGUACGCACAUCGCUCAUGAAGUCGAGUUUUGGCAGUCUACUUGGUUCGGUAAUUGGCCUACUCACUAGACUGCUGUCGAUAUCGGAGCAGGAGAGUGGAGAGCGCAAUAUCUUUCUUGCAACAUCGAUGGCGUAUGCACCGGUCGCGUAUGCCGGUGAUGCCACAUCUAAGCAGGUACAUGUCGCAACCGCGUCUACAGGGGAGGCCGGUGGUGGCUCAUACCUCCUGAACUAUGAUGGGACGGAUGCAACCAAUAAGACCUUAAUGGCAGACUAUCGCGCGAGGAACUAUCCGAAGAAGGUAUGGGAGCAUACCCUGGGUGUCUUUCAGAGGACCCUCGGCGCGGAUUCUUAGCUUAUCUGAGCUGUCAC